ACAACCAAACGUAGCAUUCAUGCAUCUAUACACCAUGUGUUCAGUCAAACAGUGAACAGAACGUUUUUUCAUUGAUUCUCUUCGCGAGUGGACCAACAAAGUAAACACAUAACAAAUAAAUACGAAGUUUCCGCUAAAAAACUGCAUCGAAAUCAAAAUUUCUACGUGAAAUCCGUGCAUAGGGAUACGAUCUAGCGUUAUUACAUAAUUUCGUUAAGAUAAGCGGUGUUAUAAAUUCCUUAGGAAGAUUUUAACUUUUGCUCCCAUCUUUCGCGAUUGCAUAAACCAAGGAACUUUUUGAGACGGAAUUCGCAGUAAAUACGUUUCAGGUGUGGAAUGGGCAACUAGUGGUGUGCUCAGGUGCUCAGCUAGAAACCCGAAAACGAAUGCAACCGGAAGGACUAUGUUGCGAGAGCUAAUUGCCUGGGUGCUUAACAACUAUCUCGGGAAAUAUGUAGAAAAUUUGAAUACGGCCCAGCUAACUAUUGCGUUGUUGUCAGGACAAGUAGAACUCGAGAACCUUCCACUGCGGAAAGAUACUUUUCGUUAUCUAGGGCUGCCACUUCAACUUAUCAGUGGAUCGAUCGGCAGAGUGAAGCUAAUUGUCCCAGUACGCCAGUUUCGAACAGCCCCAUGGUGCCUCAAUAUUGACGACGUUAAGGUAGUCUGCGGUCCGGUCGAUCUGAACGAUUGGGAUGCCGAGGUUGAACAGCAAACGGCGCUAGACUUCAAAUUAGCCGCUCUCGAUAGACUGGAGGCCAAAUGGCGUGCCCAGCGGGAAACACCUGUCACGGAGGGCAGCUACUACGUUUCCUCCUACUCAGGAUGGCUGAGUUACGGCACAUCCUUGAUGACAAACAUUGUCGAAAAUUUGCAGCUCCAAAUCAACGGUAUUCAUAUACGGUACGAGGAUAACAUAACAAUUCCUCAUCAGAGGUUUGCCUGUGGUAUCAAUAUUGAGGCGCUGUCUGCACAAAGCUGUGAUUCGAAUUGGGUCGCUGGACAGACUUCCAACUGGAACCAGCAGCAGGUGACAUUCAAGUUGGUUGAACUGACUAACUUUGCUAUCUACUGGGACCCCGAGGGUCGGGAGGAACAGGUGUACAUAAUUAAUCCCAUCAGCGCUAAAGCGCAGCUGAAACGUGAUCGGAGCGAAACUCCUCUACGAACGCGCAGCCGACCGCGUUUGGUUUGCGACUUGAUUUGGAACGAAAUCAAAGUAACACUCAGUGAUAUCCAAUACAACCAAAUGAUGCAGUGCGCUCGUGGUUUGGACGAUAUUGAGCGCUACCGUCGCUUUAAAUUGAACCGGCCUGAUUAUACCGUCCACGAGAACCCAAAAGCUUGGUGGCUAUAUGCGGUUAGAUGUCACGGAUUGUUACGCCGGACACAGUGUGAUCCAGUUGUAAAAGCCAAAGAAAACAUUCAAUACGUUAACACAUACAGUCGAGUGAUUGCUGAUCCAAAUGAAGUGCUUUCGAGCGAGAACAAGAAUUUCACAGAUCGGAUAGAGCGGGAACGGGACUUUGAUGAGUUGAAACUGCUUCGGGAUAUGUGUAUGAUGCGGAUGCCUUCUCUGGACACAAAGCCUCCGAUGAAUCAAGGGAAAAGUAUGCUGGUUCAUUUUUUCCCUCAAUGGUGGGGAUGGUAUAACAACAACAACACCAGCAGCACAGAACCACCGACGACCACCCUGGAACAGAAUGAUAAUUCUUCGGAACAAAACUGUGACCAGGAACAAGAUCUCAGUCCUGACAGUAGCAUCCAGGAUGAUAUCCUUAACGCCCUUGCGGAUUCUGUGGACACAAAUUCUUUGUUGAAAAGAGAUGCAGUUUUUGGCAAGUUUAACUUCCUACUCAAGAGGGGGACAAUAGAUUUCUGUAGUGCACUUGAAAUGAACCCAAAGCUGCAGUUUCAAUUUCUAAAUUUAAAGUUGGAUGUGGAAACAAGGCCACGUAGCGGAUCACACUAUCUAAGCUUAUCAUUGGGGACCAUUUGCAUAAAAGAUCGACUCACACCAAAUUCGCAAUUUCCGGACUUGGUGAAACCUCAAGCAGCGGAAGAGCUUACAAUCAGCACCAAAGGUUUGUCUAGUAGAGCACGCAGUCAGUCGCUUCAACAAAGCGUAUCGGAACCAAUAUUCGAGGUUCAAUACGAGAAAAAACCUCUUUCCUUCGAUACGGAUUACCGACUGAUGGUUAAGUCACAAUCGCUCGAUAUAGUGUACAACCCAGAUGCCGUCAAGUGGCUGAUUGAAUUCAUAACGAAACCACAUCAGCAGUACAGCACUCGACAGAAGAUGAAAGAUAUGAAGAAAUCGAAAAGAGACUUGAUGCGAAAUUGGCGCAAUAUUUUGGAGAGCCAUUUGAACACAAGAAAAACAUGGACAUUGGAGUUCGACAUUUCCGCUCCUCAGAUAAUCUUUGUCGAUAAUUUUGCUGAUCGACAGAACAGUACGAUUGUGGUGGUAGAUUUCGGUCGAAUGCAACUUACCAACGGAAAUCGGUCGCCCGGCGCGAGUUCUUCUGACAAUAAAACGAAUAAUCCCGAGAUAUCUCCCGAGGUUGUAACCGAAAACGACGAUGACGAUGCAUUUAUGACGCCAUGUUCGACUCCUCCCGGUUCAGAAGUUAGCACUACUCAAUCGCCCACCUUGGCGUCGGCCUUUUCUGAGCUACCCGAGCUGAAUGCCACGAACACAGAUACGUUGGACGAAUACGCGCUCUAUCAGAAACUCUACGAUCGCUACAAUAUACUUCUAACCGAUCUCCAGAUAUUGGUUUGCCGGGGGAAGGAACGUUGGAAUUUUGCGAGCAGCAAAGGUACUUCGACUUUGCAUGUGUUGGAUCGUUUCAGUAUUUCGUUGCAAUUGGAGCGUAGGGUCGUUUAUACGAUUGAUCCGCAAUAUCCGAGCUUUACACUCUCCGGGACGUUGCCCAGAUUGAAUGCACACAUCAAUGAGUACAAACUGUCCACGCUUUUCACUCUAAUAAACACCGUUAUGGAAAAGGGUUCGCCGGCGAAAUCGUUUGAUGCACCAGAAAAUGAUCAAUCAAUGCAAGCUGAUGCAACCAGUCAGGAACCAUUACAGAACGAUGAAAGCAUUACUGACACUAAUUCAGUAUACAGGAAAGAGUCAGCGAACAUAAUCGUGUUCCAAUUCUCCAUUGACCAACUUUCGUUGGAAGUACAAUCCAGGGGGAGAAGCAUAGCAGAAUUACAGGUGUCUGGGGUUAAGGCUGGCUAUAGUAAGCGACCGGAGGAUGUAACGCUGACUUUGUCUGUGCAUGGAUUACUGCUGGCUGAUGCCAUCCAAUCUUUUGGACCUGACUUUGAACUGUUAGUUGCGAGUCAUCGACACGUGGGUAUGGAUAGUUUAUCUGGAAGUUUACGUCAGAGUGAACCGUGCUCUCCGUGUUCACCGGGUUCACCUGAUCCGAAUGUGGAAAAUCGGAGACCCACUAGUCCUCUUACCAUUUCGAAAGCUUUGAGUAACCUCCAAAAAGAAGUGAUUUCUUCCACUUGGAAUGCUGCUCAAUUGGGGGACAUAGAUGCGCUCAUAACGGUGGAGAUGAUAUUCGUCAAUGGCGAGAAAGUGGGCGAAGAUCUGCAAGUAGCAAAUAUUCAAUUCAACAAUCUGGAUAUCAUCGCUAACCAGGAAACAAUCGCAGAGCUGUUAGGAUUUGUGAAAUGUGCAAUACCAAAAACACCACCGAAACCACCCGAACAUAACGAAACUGUCAGAGAGCAUGACUGUGAACCUAUAAAUUCACCGGAACCUGAAGCGUCAGGAACACCCGUUGCAGUACGGACCGAGAUCACGUUCGAUUUCCAUCGCUUGAAUGUGUUAAUCCUGCGGGCACUGAUGCGCGAUAGCUACAUAGUGGGCCGGAAGGUAGGCACAUUCACAAUGUCCGAAGCUAGGAUUCAUGCAUCGCUCGGGACCCACGUCACAGUGGAGGGUUCUCUUGGUGGCCUGCAGGUACUGGACCUCACUCCAGAGGGCAUUAAUCAUCAACGAAUACUCUCGGUGGGUAAAGAUCCCCUCACCGAUCCGCCCAAUAUUCAGCAGGGUCCAGAUCUGAUGACUUCACUAACCCAAGAGGUGUACGGAAUUCAACGUAAAGAAAGUUUUGACGAACUGCACGAAGAGCGACAGGCUCUCUCUUUCUGUGUUUCCAAAGACAUAAACGCUGUUAUAGAUGUGCGCAUUAAGAUGGCUUCGGUGUGGUUCAUUCAUUGUGCUAGAUUUAUGCAGGAACUGAGUUGGUGCGCCUCAGAGUUCAAACAUUAUCUGAAAAAUUUGGUUCGUUCUAUAAGAGAUAAAGCAACAGAUAUGGCACUUGGUUUGGUGCAGUCUAGAAACGAAUUAUCAAACAGCAGACCAGAGAGCAUGUACAAUUCACCGCGAAAAACAAGGAAAAGCAGAACGGCUUCUUUGUCGAAGCCCCAGGAUGUAUUCCUGCAUUCAGAAUACACAUUGAAAAUUGAUAUUACACUGGAAACUCCCGUGCUAAUAUUACCCCGGUCUGGAAGCAGUCCACAAGUAUUGGUGGCACAUUUAGGGAAAAUAACUGUUAGUAACACACUGGAAGCGCAGGAUACUCCAACAAGUACCAGUCAGGUUAAUUUGAUAACCACCAUUGUCAAAGAGGAUGACAGUAAUGACGCUCUGUACAAUUUGAGUGACUUGGAUGGAAUCUUCGAGCCAUUUGAAGAUGAACCCGAUUGCAGUAGAAUACGCUUUGCUAAAGAUGACUCCAUGGAGUUCAUCGAAAGUACAGUGCAGAAUUUCGAUGUUUAUAAAAUUGACAUAAAAAACAUAAACCUGUUUUCGUUGGAUACUACCAACCGUAAGGGUUUUCGAAUUUCAGCACUUCCUCGAGCUGAAGAGUUCUACUCUUGUGAGGAAAAUGCCUUCCCCAUAAUACAUGAUACAGUUUUUUCCUUGGAAAUAUCGAGAGACAACAGCGAGAUCGAUUGUGAUGGUUUUAAAAUAUCCGGUUGUGUUGUGAAACCGUUGAGGCUCUCCUUAAAACGUCAACAGUAUGAGCAACUUUUGGAAACAAUAGAUAAUAUGUUUAAAGUUCCCAAGGAUUUGACGAGACCUCCAACGGAAACUUCCGCUCCAGACAAACAGGUGGAUGUUAUGGAAGAAUCCACAUUCUCAGCAUAUCCGAUUGGGGAUAAAGUACGCCGUGGUCUCAUAUACCAAAGCAGCAUCGAGGAACGUCAAUCAUCGUUAAAUUUAAAAAUAAAUUUUGAACUGCCGACAUUCAUCAUAGAAUUAAAUGACAAUAAGAAUGAGUCGCAAAUUCGGAUCUCAUUCAGAGAUUUCUUCGUCGACUUCCAGAAGCGCAACAGCUAUGAAACGAAUGUGAAGAUCUCACUGCGUUCGCUUAUGAUGGAAGAUCUUCAACAACCAGACACCGCAAAAAAUCGCUUCAUGGUGGUGUCGUCCUCUCAGAACGAUCAAAUUGCUCGUCCGACAUCCUCCUUUGCGUCACAUUCAUGUCCCAACAUCGUAGGCUUACUGGCCAAUACAGGCGAAUUGCCUAAUUCACUUCCAAAUAAUUUGGAAGAUAAGGCAGGUUUCUACUUUCUGACAGCGAACAGAUCACUCUGUCCGGACACCCCUCCACCAUCGCCCUCGGUACAACGGCAACAGCAGCAGCAAAUUGGUAUCGGAGCCGACGAAACAAAUCUAGUGAUCUACACCUCGGUUAUGGUUGACCCAGCUUGUCCAAUGUUUGCCACGGAAUUCAACUCGAUCCAACAAAGGAGCUCCAUCGAUUUCAAUAGCCUUGAUCUGAUAGUGUCGGUAGAAAGCUGGUUCGUGCUGCUCAAUUUUUUUGGAUUACUAAACGAUGAUGAGGCUCCGAGCAGCCAGCCAAAAUCUUCGUUCGAACAAAUUCGUCGGGAAAAAACUCUACCCGUGGGUCAUUCCAAGUUAGACAUUUCCGUAAGAUCGUUGUCGCUAGUGCUGGCAAAACCGAACUAUGAAAUAGCCAAAGCAAACGUAUCCAACGCACAACUCACUGUAUCUAACAUCAAUCAAGCCAAGCAAGUAGAUGGUCGACUGGGAUCUAUCACUCUCAGUGAUCUUACACCCUUUGGCUUCAUAUAUCGCGAAAAGUUUAUGACAACAGGCAAUGAAGCUUUGAAAUUCAAUUACACACGACACGAAGCGAAAUCGAUUCGGCGUGAUUUGCAGAAAGAUGCGUUACUGAAAAUCGAGAUGUCAUCGGUCCGGUUCGUGCACACCAAGCGUUUUAUAUCGGAAAUACAACUGUUCUUCAAAGAGUUUUCUCAGCUACAAACGCCUGUUCUACGCAAAAUAAAACCAACAGACUCGAGGACCAAUCUUAGCCAGAGACCAACCCAGUUAGGCAUGGAAAUCAACGCCGGUGCACCGAUCCUGAUCUUCCCGAUGGCAUUCAAUAGCGAGAAAGUUAUCGUGGCGGAUCUGGGCGAGUUUACGCUGAAGAAUGAAUUUCGGAUGAGUAACGAUCGAGGGGUCAUCAGCGUUUCUAGUAAUGCGACAAUGGAGGAAGUACUGGACGUUAUGCAUAUCAGUUUGUUUCAUACUGACAUUUUUGCUGCCAAUCGAAUGGUGAAACCGGAUGGACGAACAAAUGCUGAACAACCAUUCGAUGGAGUUGCAGUGGACAUGAAAAACUAUUGGUUAGUUAAGCAGGGCCCUAGUUUACUCAAAGAAAGCUGCCAUCUCGAGCUACAAGUGGAGCGGAAUAUGGACUCAUGGAAUAGUCACUUUGUUCCAGAUAUUAGUGUGCACGGCAAGCUAACAAAACUGGAAGCGGUGAUGGAUCUUCAACAGUACCGAUUGGUACGCGGUUUUCUUUCGUACAACUUGGGCGAACCUUUGGACGAACUGUAUCUUCGUCCAAUGUACAUUCCGGAGAGUAACCUGAGCUUGAACACAGAUACCGAUCCCGUCGUGGAGGUUUGGAAGAAUCUCUCCAUCCAGCUGGAACUACACGAUGUAUCGGUCCGUUUGGAAUCAUCAGAUAGCGAACAAAAAUCAUCCCCAUUGGCGUGCAUAAAUUUCAUCAAAUCGAAACUGCUCGUCGAUUGUCUAAGCGAUGGUGCACAGGAUAUUGAUCUGGUUUCCCAGGAGAUACUCAUCAAGGAUACGCGGUUUGAUCGACCAUGCUCACAGAGUGAAAUAAAAAAUGUGUUUCCGAACAUACUGCAACCUAUCGUUAGUGACCCUGCAGCUGGGCAAGUGCAGGCUGAAAUUCACAGUAGACGCCGGAAGGAUAUGACGAAGUUUACUAUAUUGUUGAACAAUAUGCGACUGAUGGCGAUCUUGGAUUGGUUGGAGAGCGCCAAAGAUUUCAUACUGGAACAAGAGGAUCAACCGCUGAUUGGGCUCGAUUUGAGGAACCGUAGUGGGUUGCCAAUCCCGGAGCCAACCAAUCGUGCGCCCACCCCGACAGAAGAGAACCAAAUAGAAUUGAAACUUAAUAUAACGGAUUCAGAGUUGGUGCUGGUGGAAAAGACAAACCAAAGUGACACAAACGCUGUUAUCCUGAAGAGUACCACCGUUGUAUCAUAUCGUCCCCAUGAGAUAGCCAAAACGAUGUCUAUAAAUUUGAACAAUUUGGAGGUAUUUUCGUGCAUUUUAGGGUCGGAGGAUAACACAGCACUAUCGAUAAUCGAUCCUGUGACGAUCAAUAUGGAUUUGAGACGAGGUGUACUGGAUGUUCAACUACAGAAACAUCUAUGCUUACGACUAUCCUAUCAUGACGUGAAAAUGUUCCAACGGAUGCUUGAGUCUCUUCCGAGCCAAACCAAAAAUGCCCGCAGUAGUAAACAGAUAAGUUUGGGUGGAGAAACAGAGGCGAACACAGCGGUGGAGAAGUUAGUUUCCCUGGGAUUCAACAGAACGGAUUGUUUGGAAUCAUUGAAGAAAUGCAAUUUCCAAAUAGACGACGCUGCUCUGUGGUUGACGCAGAAUUCCGAGCCACAAAAGCGGGACUCUGGCAAUGCGAAAAGUAAUUUGAAGCUCGAGGCCAUACAGCUGAAGGCUCCGUACAUAUCAAUAUGUGUAAUCGAUGAUUGUCGUGAUGCUGAUGUUCCAUUUUUGGAGCUCUCUCUGAGCAAACUAGAUUUGAGACAGGAGUUUGGGCAGUGUUCUGUAGUGGCCGCGGAGAUAACUGAGCUGGAAACUGACGCUGCAGUGGAAGCACUCUCGACGAGCUUCUCCGGGUUCAAAACGGGGCGAAUGAUUGGAGUGUUCGCCAGCGAUUACUAUAAUCGAGCGCUGAGCGGAUGGGAACCGUUAAUCGAACCCUGGAAAGUUGAGGCCCAAUGGGGAUACAGUUUAGGGCAAGCGGCUAGCAGUCAAAACAGACUAAAUUUGAAGAUUGAGAGCAAUGACACGCUACGGUUGAAUAUCACGAGCACACUGAUCGAUUUGUACCAGCUUGUGAAGAGCAACUGGACGCAGGACUAUUAUAAUUCAAAUGCAAAUUCACUCUCCAAAAGUCCCGCCAAUUAUCGCCGAAGAACUCCGUUUGUCCCGUUUGCGAUAAAGAAUGACACUGGUGUGAGACUUUGGUACACUACCAUUGUCUCUACAGAAGUCUCGCGAUCAGUUACAAUGUCCGAUCCGAAUAUGCAAUGGACACUGGUUGAUCCGGAAGGCGUUAAGUGCUUCUCGUAUGCGUCUAUAGGUAAACAACGUCACAGAGAUACGCACAAGUUUAACCUUCACCAGAUAGCAGUUCGGGUCGAGGGUUGGCAAGAGGUCGGACCGAUUUCGGUGGAUCGCGUUGGAACGUAUUUUCGUCACGCUCGUGCUGAGCUGGUUGAUGACUACUCACAAACACCCAAAGCAAGGAUCGUGUUCGCUGUUUCGCUGGAAGGUUCCGCACAGAAAUUGAUUACUGUGAGGUCCGCGCUAAAGCUAAGCAAUAAACUGGAUAAUCCCGUUCUGGUGAAGAUGGAACACCUGUACGGACAUCUGAAUAUUCGCAACUGGCCAGAUACGAAAACUCAAAUACUCCACUCGAAUGAGGUGCUGAAUAUACCACUGACCCAUGUUCAUGCUAUUCUCUACUUUAGACCACUCGCUCCCAGCGUGUCUUUGUUGGAGGACAUCCACACGAAAGAGCCUCGAUCGGAGGAUUUGAACAAUUCGAGCGAAGGCUGGACUUUGUUGCAAAAUUUCAACAUACAAAAAUCAAACCAUAAUAAUCUGCAAUUCACCGAUAAAGGUGUCCGGUGGAACGACGCCAUGGAGAAUGGGGAAGUUUAUCAGGAGCUAAGAACGUGCCGAGGGAACCGGGAGAAAUCGUACAGAAUGUUGGUUACAAUCCGAAAGGAGGGUUUCCCCUGCAAAGAUGUUGUACUUUUACCGGGCCAUUUGAUUACUCUGUUGCCCCCACUGCGAAUACACAAUCUUCUACCGUGCGAUUUGUUGUACAAACUAUCAUCCGGUACACAAGGUAGAAUAGCGUCGUCGGAAGCAGCGAAAAUCACAGAAGUGGACAUGGAGCAGCAAGUGACACUGACGAUUACGCUAGACAGUUAUCCGGGAGCUGGUCAAAUAAUUAUCCCCGCAGGAUUUUACGGAUCAACUGAAAUGGACAUUAAGCUGUUCGACACCAAGAUACGAAUGUUAAAGCUCAAAGCAUUCAUAAUAGUCGUGAAAGGGCGAGGCAUCCAAAUUUCAAUCAGCGUCCCGUUUUGGUUGGUCAACAGAACAGGACUUCCUCUGGUGUUUCGACAGGAUGACUUAGACUGCGAGUGCGCUGGUCAAUUCUCAGAGAACGAGGAAGCACGUAUGAUUUCCCCCUUUAUGUUCGCGUUCUUGGACCCCUCCAGUUCCGGAAGUGUAACGAUGCGACUUGGGAAGCGGUUCGGACAGGCUCUAAGCUGGUGCCAACCAUUCAAGCUGGAGCAGGGAACCAAACAUCGGCAGCUGGUGGGAAGCAACGAAUCCUUUGUAAUCGGUAUCGACAUUCGUCGAGCACGCGGUCGUUACAAUCAAACGUCAGUGGUUACAUUCUCCCCCCGGUAUCAGUUGUACAACCGUAGUUCCUACAAGCUUCAGGUUAUACAGAAAUGUUUCACGGAUACUGUGCACGAUCCCGUUGCGAAAUCGGCCUUCAUUGAAGCUGUCCCGGGUUGCCACAUAGCGUUCCACUGGCCUCGGUUGGACAAAGAGCAAAAGCUUUGUGUUCGUCUGCCGGAAGUGCCGGAUUGUAUUUGGUCCGCGGGUGUACCAAUCUACGAGACCCAGAGUCUUUACAUAAACAUACGCACCGUGAACGGUGCUAUGAAUUUUCUGCGACUGGAGACUCUCAUGCAAGGUGCGACCUACUUCAUGAUAUUCAGCGAUCCUCAGUCUCUACCGCCACCGGUACGAAUUGACAACUUCUCGGAAGUGCCCAUCAAAUUCCACCAGGCGGCCAUCAAGCAUCAAUUCAAAACGACUGUGCGGCCUCGUAGCUCAAUUGCGUACGUUCUGGACGAUCCGCUAGAGAGCAGAUACCUGCAGUUCGAGGCCCCUGGCGGAGACUACGAAAAUUGUUCCCUCAAUGGAUUUGAUAACUUCCGCCUAACGUACGAGAAUUUCAUCUACAUCGCAUUUAGUCAGACGUUCGAAGUUACGCCAUCGUUCGAGUUUGGACCUCUGAAUGACUUCGAUGUGAAGUCACAACAGUUGGUUCUGGGUGUGGUGGACAGUCGGGUUAUGCUGGUACGAAAGCAAGCAGGAGACCGGUCUCAACUGUGGAGGAUGAACAACGAGAAGCAACUGGAACACGAGGGGUCAUCUCCGCCUAGUGAACCGGGAAAAAAGCAAGCUAGGUUCGUGCUGGAUUUGGAACGAGCACUGCAGCCAAUGCAGUUCAUCGGACUAGUUGUGAGACCAGCGAAUAAACUACGAAAAUCUACCCAAACUUGGCGUUUCACCGAGGAGGGACGUUUGAUGUGCGAACACUCGAAUAUGUGCGUACAGGCCAAAGAUGGGAUUUUUGGACUGCGGGCAGGCAAUGAUGCUGUCCUUGGAAUGUGCGUCUCGGAUACGAAAGCUUUAAAUCGGUACGGAGUUCCAUACGAUCAAGCCGUGAGCCGACAAAAGCUCCGCUCUGGCUCAGGAUGUCUGACUGUUGGCUUCCGCAUGGAUGGACCCAUCAAGUGCAUUCAAAUCAAAGAUAUCGCAAAUUUAUCCGGCGGUACACUCGCCUUGGACCCUUCGUGGAAGCAUGUCUCACAUAUAAUGAACAAUCACAGCGGUCGAAAAUCAUUCGAGGAGCUUACUAAAAAUGCCAAAGAACAAAACGAGUACUAUGUGGUGCUCAAACUGCGGAAGGGUGUUGGUUUAUCACUAAUCUCCAAUCAUCCCUGCGAAGAGCUUGCAUAUAUCUCGCUGGAAGACAUCAAUAUGGAACUCAUAUCAACACCAACAGUUGUUUCGGUAGACUUCAGCGUGGGAGACAUGCAAAUAGAUAAUCAACUUUUUGAAACAUCCUGCCCAAUAACUCUAUACACGAUCAAUCCACCUUCAUUGAGUGAUUCCCCCCGAAAGGCAAGUCUUUCCUCUCUGCAGUUGAACGCAAAGCUACUCCCAAGCCCGAACACCAACGCUAUCAUAUUCGAACAUUUCAUAGUGAGCGUUCGCCCCAUAGCAGUCUACCUGGAGGAACGUCUGAUCCUACGAUUAUUCAAAUUCGCUGGCCUAGCCAAAACCACCACCAGUGUGACCGUACUGCCGGACGAAUCGGAAUACGAAGCGCAGAAAAUCGUGUACAAAGUGCUCGACGCCAACGUGAAGCGAUACUAUUUCGGCGAUCUGCAAAUAGUUCCCAGCCAGAUAAGGCUGAGCUUCAUAACCACGUCCAAGCUGACGCCGGAAUUUGCCGAAAUAAAGCGGAAUCUUGGCUUCACGUUCAUCAAAUUUGAGGAUGCGAUACUUAAUUUCGAAAAAUUCACCCACAAAUAUCACUUCGAAACGAUGGACGCCUAUCUGAACGCGAUCAAGUCACACUACAAGCAGGAGCUGAAAUGGCAGGCGGCAUCCAUUCUGGGAUCGGUGGAUUUCCUAGGUAAUCCCCUGGGUUUUGCGAAUGACCUCACCGAGGGUGUAUCUGGGCUACUGCUAGAGGGCUCAAUUUCAUCGUUAGUUAAAAAUGUCACCCAUGGAAUAUCCAAUUCCACAGCGAAGCUCACCGAAACCAUUUCCGAUGGCUUGGGAAAAGUGGUUUUCGACGAGGAGCAUGUUGAAACGAGACAGAAAAUUUUAGAUGUAUCCGGAGGAAGCGGAAGCACCACUGGAGAUCACUUGGUGGCUGGUUUCAAGGGUUUUACUUUCGGUUUGCUGGGAGGAAUGACCAGCGUAGUCAAACACACCUAUCAAGGUACAGUCAACGAUGGGCUGUCCGGAUUUCUGACCGGCCUUGGGAAAGGACUUGUUGGAACUGUGACCAAGCCGGUGAUCGGGGUGCUAGAUCUGGCUUCAGAAACGGCCAACGCCGUAAGAGAGCAAAGUAAGAGUUCCAGUCGGAUUUUACCCGAACGAAAACGACAUCCACGCGUCGUAACAGGAGCCCCCGGAGGGCUCCUACCUCCAUUUUCGAGUCUUCAGAGCAAGGGCCAGCAGUACUUGUAUCUGAUCAACAAACGCAACUUCUCGGAACAUUGUAUGGCCUACGAACCCUGUCUGAUGGAUUCCAAGGACUCCAAAAUGCGUCUACUUAUAUCCGAUGAAAACGUUUGGGGAUUUUCGAAGGAUGACGACACCACUACGAUAGUGUUCCACUAUCGGCUCAGCGAGAUUAUCUCGUGUCAUCCGGUCGUUAAUCCUCCCCCAACCAUGUCGGAACCAAAUCCAAGGAUCAAAAGAACUACGUAUAUUGAGUUUUGUUUGUCGCUACCCUCCAAAUCCCUCACACCAAGUGCCCCCGAAAUGGUGAAGCGACCGAGAGUUCGUUGUCAGAAUGAAGAGACGGCUAAGAAAAUAUGCCACCAUAUUAAUUUUGCGAAGUGCAUAUACGAUGAGCGGGAGCAAACACUGAACUUGAACGCUGUGAUCGAUUCUUAAGUAAAAUACUAAAAUUGUUUUGUGUAAAUGGAAAUCGUACUUUUCAAAGAGAACAAAAAGUUGAAUUCACAAUAUUCCUUUUUGGGUUAUGAUGAAUUCUCUAUUGUAGUUA
Molecule: messenger RNA, 13184 nt
Organism: Toxorhynchites rutilus septentrionalis
Lineage: Eukaryota; Metazoa; Arthropoda; Insecta; Diptera; Culicidae
Gene: Vps13D
Product: intermembrane lipid transfer protein Vps13D
Exons: 10
Coding region: 404-13072 (4222 amino acids)
Biological process (GO): protein retention in Golgi apparatus; protein targeting to vacuole; mitochondrion organization
Cellular component (GO): extrinsic component of membrane
Molecular function (GO): protein binding
Source: RefSeq, a predicted model, not a curated record